Messenger RNA from Paramecium tetraurelia, 1711 nucleotides. RefSeq lists its product as uncharacterized. The record is from RefSeq and is a predicted model, not a curated record. The transcript has 7 exons. Lineage: Eukaryota; Ciliophora; Oligohymenophorea; Peniculida; Parameciidae.
AUGACGAAAUUUGCUCUAAUUUUUGCCUUGCUUUUAAUUUGUAAUUUUGGAAAGAAAACCAUAUAUGACAGACUACAUGGAACACACAUAGAGGAGGAAUUCGAAAAUGAAGUCGUUACGGAAAUUACUAUGUACGAUGAGGAAGACCCUAAAUUGAAAUAUGAGAAAAUGAUGAAUACAUUUAUGAGAUUAAAUGAGACCGAAGUAAUCGGUUGUAGAAAAACAGAUCAUCAUGAAUUCUUUGGAAUGUUUUUUUAAAAUGCUGGAAGGAUUGGAAAUGGUGGGUAGAAUGAUAUUAAUUUGAUCAAAUAUGAGGAUGAUUGCUACGAGUCAAUGAGUGUAUCAUAUGAUACAAAUGACAAAGAAAAUCGUGUGAGGGUUACAUUCACUCCAGGAAAAUACAAGAAUAGCUAACAAUGUUCAGAAUUCUAUUUGAUUGGAACAACCUUGAAUUACAAUAUUGUCAACAUUAAAGAUUAAAAGGAACACACAGUCUAUUUUAAUUUUAGAAAUCAAAAAUAAGUUGAAGCCUUUAAGUAUUCAGGUGCUUACAUCUUCAGAACUUGUGAUUAUUUGGAAAAUUGGUUUGGUGAUCUUUUGAUGACCUUAGAAUUAUUUUUUGGUGGAUUUUCAAGUAAUCCAUAUUUAGGUCCAAUCUUCGGAAGUCAACCACCUGAUUGGAUGGUAAGAUCAAAUAUAGAAUUGAUAGAAAGAGCAACUGGUUAUAGAUGGUAAGAAAGACCUAAUGUGGUUGUGGAUUUAAAGGCUAGUGAAAUACAAAGUGGAGAUUUUCUAGCUGUAACUAGAUUUGAUGGAUUAGAUUAAAUUAUAGAAUGGGGAACUGGAGGUAGAAUUGGACACAGCGCUAUGAUCUUUGAAAUUGAUGGUGAAAAAUACGUCAUUGAAUCAUAAGAUGCUUGGUAUUGGCCAACAAAAAAAAUACAAAAGACUAAAUGGGAAGAUUGGAAAGUCUAUGCUAAGAAUGCUGGAUUUAAUGUUGCUGUUUUACCAUUGAGUCCAGAAAAAAGAGCAUAAUGGGAUUAAGAAGGUGCUUUGGCUUAUUGGAAAAAGAUGGAAGGAUAACCAUAUGGAUAUCACACAUUUUUAUUCGGUUGGAUUGAUACUCCAACUGACAAUUAUCCAAAACCAUUGAGUGCAGAAUUUGCCACUUAUAUGUUUUCUUUCUUUGAAAAAAUAGCACCUGGACCAAUCACUUCAUUGGUUGGAGAAGCAUUGAAUAAAAGAUUGGGCACUGAAGGAUUAUCAGUAUCAGAAGUAGCAAUAGAAGCUGCAAAACAAGGAAUAGAAUUGGCUGAAUUAUAUGCUAUGGUAGAAAGAGAUGAAUGGGUGUAUAGUGAUGGUCCAAGUCAAGCAUGUGCUGCCUUUGUAACUGGCAUGUACAAAGCUGCUGGCCUUUUCAAACCCUUCCAUAUUGAAGCACUUGAGUUUACACCAAAAGAUAUUUAUCAAUUGAAAUUCUUUGAUUCAAAUUACGAAGUUCCAAAGAAAUGUAAGAAGAAUGAUCCAGAUCUUCCCUAUUGCUAAUUGAUGGGAACUCACAGAAUUGAAUUAGAAGGAUACAAUACAGUCGAACCUUAUGAAAAUAUGAAUGAGAGAUGUCCAAGCGUUGCUCCUGAAUUCAUAAGACCUGAUGGCUGUUGAUGUCUUCAUAAAACAGAAAUUUAUUAAUAUAUUUAGAUUUUAUAUUAUA